AUGGACCGGUUGGACUGCUGGCCAGCAAGGGGCCUGUUGAGGCCAAGCAAGAACUGGGAACAGUGGAGUCUUGAAUUGGGGGACCAUUCUCCAGGCCUCAGGUAUCCGAGAAUCCCAGCGACGAAGAGGACAUGGGAGCCCCCAGGUAUGAGGGCCAGAGAUUGUCCACUGUCUUUAAGUCUUCUGAGAGAACCCAUGACUGAGUGAGCCUUCCCUGGGCCCCCCACCCACCCCAGUAUGGUCCAGGCCUGUGGGGGACACUCGAGAGCUCAGCCACCCACCGUGUAUUUGGGGACAGCCAUGGCCCAGCCUCUGCCUACCAAAGCGCCAGUCAAGAAGCAUGUACGACUGCAGGAGAGGCGAGGCUCCAACAUAGCUCUGAUGCUGGACGUGCGGUCCUUGGGGGCUGUGGAACCUAUCUGCUCAGUGAACACCCCCCGGGAGGUCACCCUUCACUUUCUGCGCACGGCUGGUCAUCCCCUUACACGCUGGACCCUGCAGCACCAGCCACCCAGCCCCCAACAACUGGAGGAGGAGUUCUUGAAGAUCCCCUCGAACUUUGUCAGCCCUGAAGACCUGGACAUUCCAGGCCAUGCCUCCAAGGACCGAUACAAGACCAUCUUGCCAAAUCCCCAGAGCCGUGUAUGCCUAGGUCGGGCACAGAGCCAAGAGGAUGGGGACUACAUCAAUGCCAACUACAUCCGAGGCUAUGACGGGCAGGAGAAGGUCUACAUCGCAACCCAGGGCCCCAUGCCCAACACCGUGGCGGAUUUCUGGGAGAUGGUGUGGCAGGAAGAGGUGUCCCUCAUUGUCAUGCUCACUCAGCUCCGAGAGGGCAAGGAGAAAUGUGUCCACUACUGGCCCACAGAAGAGGAAAUCUAUGGGCCCUUUCGAAUCUGCACGCAAAACAUGAAGGAAUGCUCAGAAUACACUGUGCGGCAACUCACUAUCCAGCACCAGGAAGAAUGCCGGUCAGUGAAACAUAUCCUCUUCUCGGCCUGGCCUGACCACCAGACCCCGGAGUCAGCUGGGCCCCUACUGCGCCUGGUGGCCGAGGUGGAGGAGAGCCCAGAGACAGCUGCCAGUACUGGGCCUAUCGUGGUCCACUGUAGUGCAGGGAUUGGCCGGACUGGUUGCUUCAUUGCCACUAGAAUUGGCUGUCAACAGCUGAAGACCAAAGGAGAAGUGGACAUUCUGGGUAUCGUGUGCCAACUGAGACUAGACAGAGGGGGUAUGAUCCAGACCACGGAACAAUACCAGUUCCUGCACCACACUUUGGCCCUCUAUGCGGCCCAACUGCCCGAAGAGCCCAGCCCUUGA
Molecule: messenger RNA, 1320 nt
Organism: Chrysochloris asiatica (Cape golden mole)
Lineage: Eukaryota; Metazoa; Chordata; Mammalia; Afrosoricida; Chrysochloridae
Gene: PTPN7
Product: protein tyrosine phosphatase, non-receptor type 7
Exons: 10
Biological process (GO): protein dephosphorylation
Molecular function (GO): protein tyrosine phosphatase activity
Source: RefSeq, a predicted model, not a curated record